GAUUUUCCGGGGGAAACAGAGGCACCAGGACGAGGCAAUGAAGACAAGGAUGGGUCCAGGCCUCCUGCUGCUGAUUUUCCUCUUGCCGGCCUGCCUGGCUGCGGCCGGGAGAGAGACGCCGUACGAGAAGUUCCAACGGCAGCAUGUUGACACCUCCGGGAGCUGGGAGCCCGACCCCAACCGCUACUGCAAUCUCAUGAUGCCACGGAGGAACAUGACAGUGUUCAACUGCAAAGAUCUCAACAGCUUCGUCCAUGGGGCGCUGGCGAUGAUAACCGCUGUCUGCGGCUCAGGGGGAACACAGCAUCACGGGAACUUUUACUACAGCAACUCUCCCUUCCAGGUCACGGACUGCCAGACAACGGGAGCGUCCCGCUGGCCCCGCUGCGUUUACAGGGGAGAUGUCCGCAGUAAGAGAAUUUGUGUCGCCUGCAAAAAUGGGCAGCCUGUGCACUACGCCCGGCCGUCAGUGUGCGGCGGCCCGUGA
Emys orbicularis (European pond turtle) is the source of this 487-nucleotide messenger RNA. RefSeq names its product ribonuclease-like. The record is from RefSeq and is a predicted model, not a curated record. The transcript has 2 exons. Lineage: Eukaryota; Metazoa; Chordata; Testudines; Emydidae. Gene Ontology annotation, biological process: defense response to Gram-positive bacterium. Bases 38 to 487 code for a protein of 149 amino acids. Gene Ontology annotation, molecular function: RNA nuclease activity; nucleic acid binding.